Hydatigera taeniaeformis is the source of this 552-nucleotide messenger RNA. NCBI's taxonomy places the organism in Eukaryota, Metazoa, Platyhelminthes, Cestoda, Cyclophyllidea, Taeniidae. The record is from the annotation of a GenBank genome assembly.
AUGACCAAUUCUACAAUUAAAUGCGUUUUGGUUGGCGAUGGUGCAGUUGGAAAAACUUGCCUUCUAAUGAAAAAAGUGACUGGAAACUUUCCCACAUCAUAUAUACCGACGGUGUUUGAUAAUUACACAGUCCCCAUCGAAAUAGGAAAGACAACAUAUCGGCUGAGCUUAAUAGAUACAGCAGGUCAAGAAGCGUACGAAAAUAUAAGAAGGCAUGUAUAUCCGGAUACAAGCGUAUUUGUGUUGUGUUUCUCUGUGACUCUUCGAAGUUCCUUCUGCAACGUUGUAGACAAGUGGGUUAGAGAUAUUCGAUCGGUUUGUCCGACUACACCAAUUCUCCUAGUUGGAUGCCAAACCGAUCUCCGUGGAGGUUCCAACUCAACUGCGACUCCAUAUUCUGAAGGCAAAAAGCUCGCAAAAGAUAUAGGAGCGGUACAAUAUGUGGAAUGUUCAGCUAAGACAAAUGACGGUGUUGAUGAUGUUUUCAAUAAGGCCAUUCUGAUCGGUGCUGGUUUGAAAACUCGAAAGCGAUCCCGUUGCUCCAUAAUGUAA